CAAUACAUAUAUAUGUGGAUUGAUCGAUUAGUUGUUAAUUUAUUUUUUUAUUUUUAUCAAUUGUCAUUUGUCGACAAGUGAUCCUUAUUCUAUUAGCUUGUUAUUUGAUUGAAAAUGCCGUUUGCGGAAACCAUCAAUGGUCACGAUAGCUUCUCGGCUGUCAAAUGGUUGACUAAUAACGAUGUGCUACAAACAAAUGUAAAGGAUGCACAACAUACAUACACCUUCGAAAUAUUACAGGAAUCAGCACAAUAUUUAUUGAAUCGCAUCAAGAUUAAACCGAAAAUAGGAAUUAUAUGCGGUUCGGGAAUGGGAUCAUAUGAGCAAAACGAGUUGUGUCCAGGUUCGAUUGCGGAAUCCCUCGUGGACAAACAAUGCUUCCCUUAUGAAGAAAUCCCACAUUUUCCGAUAUCUACGGUAAAAGGACAUACCGGUCAGAUGGUCUUUGGGUAUCUUCAAGGUGUACCAGUCAUGUGCAUGCAAGGCAGAUUUCAUUAUUAUGAAGGUUAUCCACUUUGGAAGUGUGCUAUGCCAGUAAGAGUGAUGAAGCUGGUGGGUGUGACACAUUUAAUUGCUACGAACGCGGCCGGCGGUCUAAAUCCCAUCUACAAAGUAGGUGAUAUCAUGAUAGUAAAGGAUCAUGUGAAUAUGAUGGGUUUUGCCGGCAACAAUCCGCUUCAAGGACCAAAUGAUGAUAGGUUUGGACCUCGAUUUCCGCCUAUGAAUAAAGCCUAUGAUACCACACUGAUGGAGAUCGGUAGACAAGUAGCUGAAGAGAUGGGCAUUGGCGAUAUUGUACAUAAGGGGGUUUACACGUGUUUGGGUGGACCUAAUUUCGAGACAGUGGCAGAAUUGAAGAUGUUGCGAAUGAUCGGUGUCGACGCGGUUGGCAUGUCCACGGUUCAUGAGGUGAUCACCGCCCGACAUUGCGAUCUCACCGUGUUCACCUUCAGUUUAAUCACUAACCAAUGUGUUACGGAUUACGAAGAUCACUACGAAGCAAAUCAUGAGGAAGUGAUGGACGUUGGCAAAGCGCGACAGCCGAUUCUUCAAGAAUUUGUGUCCAGAAUUGUGAUACGUCUCAGGGAUAUUCUGCAACUGACGACAAAAUAAUUCAUUUUACAUGCUGAUCGGAAUAAUUCACUUUACUACAUGAGACCUCAAAUUGUUGAAUUAUUCGUUUCAGUUUUUAUAUUUAACUCUUAGUACACAUCUCUGAGUCAUUCAUGUUCUGCGGAUUUAUUUUCUUUGAAAAACUAAGAGCACCUGAUAUCGGUCUCUUUUCUAUUACUAAAAAAAGUUUGACAUCUAAAAAAAACACAUUUGACAUCUAAAGAACAAAUUUUGUGCGUAGUCUCAAUUCGUCCUUUAACUGGACGGCAUAUAACUCCGAAGUUCAUCUUUGGAUUACAAAUAAUCCAACGUGUGUACAGAGUGUACAUUUUUUAUAACUAAAAAAAUUGUUUUUUUCUUCAUUUUUAAUUAAUUCUCGGUUGUAUUACGGAAAUAUUUCGUGAAUUAAAAAAAAAUUUAAUUAUCUUAG
Atta colombica is the source of this 1543-nucleotide messenger RNA. Its product is annotated as purine nucleoside phosphorylase-like. Bases 115 to 1113 code for a protein of 332 amino acids. The transcript is spliced from 6 exons. NCBI's taxonomy places the organism in Eukaryota, Metazoa, Arthropoda, Insecta, Hymenoptera, Formicidae. Gene Ontology annotation, biological process: nucleoside metabolic process. Gene Ontology annotation, molecular function: purine-nucleoside phosphorylase activity. Gene Ontology annotation, cellular component: cytoplasm. The record is from RefSeq and is a predicted model, not a curated record.